UCAGCAGGAGUGUCGGACGCGCGGCUUCGCAGUCGACGACUUUAGUAUUCUUCGUUUAUUUUCUUUUCUAUUCGUUUAAUUUCUUGCUCGGACCUCACCGCGCUAUAAACAUGAAAUGUGUCGUCGUCGGUGAGUGAGUUCGUGUGUUCAAGUGGUCGCAACAAAAUUAUUUUGACAGUGUCACGUGGGGAAUCAAAUUAUUGCCGGUUCCGGAGUUUUCAAGUGUUUAUAAUACGUACACGGCCUUCAUACGCCGCAAGUAUAGCCGGCGGAUCAUCAGAAAAGUGCGAUAGUGUCGUUUUUCUGAAAAUAAAGUGGUAGUUAUAAGGAAUUCUCGUGGGAACAAACAACAGUGUUCGUCGGUUGUCACGGUGCUAUAUGAAAAAGUUCGCACGAACCUAGUCCAAUAGGAUUCUGCUCGGAAACUUGUGAGCGGAGUGCGUGCCGGUAGAGUUUGUGCUUACAACUUGCGACAUAACCUUUUCGAAAGAAGCGCGUGUUGCACGGGCAUGCGCAGUGCGGGUCAUCGGAAUUAUUAAUAAGAGGUUCAUAAUUUUAUAAACAAACCGCGUGACGGCGUGGUUACUACCUACCUGUGUCGUGUCAGUUGCUAAUCGGGAUCGCACGAGUACUGGUUCGGGACCUGAGCGGUCUUCGCACCUAAACAUCGAGACUCAUUUGGAUUUUUAAAUCAAGGAUAACGUUCACCUGUGGGACUUUGGAGUUUUACCUGCGCGCGCACGGCACUUCUUUAUAAAGGUUGGCGCAGCUAUGAUGUCCUGUCCCUUGCCACUGCCGCUGUUGCCGGCACUGCAUCCACAACCUGCGUUGGCAUCAGACUUCCCUAUUCACAUUGGAAUAAAGGACCAGUUUUUAUCCUGAACUGCGUGCGAAGACAUAGACUUUAGAACAUAGUGUUUAACUCUAAGUGCCUAUACAUUUGCUGUAAAACGGAUUGCCUUCUACAUUGGCGACGUUGGUGAUUCGUGAAAUGGUCAAGGUGAGUGAAACUUCACUACUAGAGUGCGGCAGCGGGCGCUUCCCAGCGUCCGAAACGAGAGGCUCCGACGAGCUUCUUUCGCAGAGUGGCGUAACCGUCAUGGCGCCCGCCGCUCCGCACCACGCAGAUAACAACAAUCAAGACUCCGCAGCGAAAAAGGUGAAACUGGAACAGAAUGUGGGCAAGCCGUCCCGUGUCAUCCACAUACGGAACAUACCCAACGAAACCACAGAGGCGGAGAUUAUACAGCUGGGCUUGCCAUUCGGAAGGGUCACCAACGUACUCGUGCUCAAAGGGAAAAAUCAGGCGUUCCUCGAAAUGGCGGAGGAGAUAUCGGCAGUGGCGAUGGUGGCGUAUUUCGGCGGCUGCGUGGCGCAGUUGCGCGGGCGCGCCGUCUACGUGCAGUUCUCCAACCAUAAGGAGCUCAAAACAGACCAGACACACAGUAAUGCUUUUUUGUCUUGCCAUCAGUCCGCGUCGGCGCAGGCGGCGCUCCAAGCCGCACAAGUCAUCUCCAACAGCGCGGGCGCAGCGCUCGUAGCCGGCACCGGGGCCGCAUUACAGCCUGCCAAUGGAGGCACAGAAAUACAGGGUGGACCUAACACGGUGCUGCGUGUGAUCAUAGAACACAUGUUGUACCCGAUAGUGCUGGAUGUGCUCUACUCCAUCUUCCAGAGAUACGGCAAGGUGCUCAAGAUCGUCACAUUCACUAAAAACAAUUCAUUCCAAGCCCUCAUCCAGUACCCAGACACUGUAUCAGCACAGACGGCGAAAACGGCUUUAGACGGGCAGAACAUCUACAACGGUUGCUGCACGCUCCGCAUCGACUAUUCGAAGAUGACGUGCCUGAACGUGAAGUAUAACAACGACAAGUCCCGGGACUACACCAACCCCACGCUGCCGUCUGGCGACGGCGACGCGCACCAACUGUUGACCAGUGGUGGAGUUCUGGCACCUCCCUUCCUUGGGCUGGGCUCAGGCCUGGCCUCGCCCUACGGCGUCGGCGUCGGCGGGGUAGGCCUGCCAGCCUUCGGAGCCCUCACCCUGACUCCAGCCUCCCCCGCCCUGCGCGCCCUCGCCGCACCCCCGCUGCCGCUAGCCACAGUACUCCUCGUCUCCAAUCUCAACGAGGAGAUGGUCACGCCUGACGCUCUCUUUACCCUUUUCGGCGUGUACGGUGACGUGCAGCGGGUGAAGAUCCUCUACAACAAAAAGGAUUCAGCCCUCAUUCAGAUGGCGGAACCACACCAAGCCCAUCUAGCCAUGACCCACAUGGACAAGCUGCGAGUGUUCGGCAAGGCGAUGCGCGUGAUGCUCAGCAAACACCAAACAGUACAGCUGCCGAAGGAAGGCCAGCCCGACGCUGGACUCACCAGAGACUACUCCCAGAGCCCGCUGCAUAGAUUCAAGAAGCCUGGGAGCAAGAAUUACCAGAACAUUUACCCGCCGAGCGCCACUCUACAUCUGUCUAACAUUCCAGCCACCGUGUCUGAGGAUGAUAUAAAAGAAGCUUUUACAAAGAGGGGCUUUACUAUCAAGGCGUUCAAAUUCUUCCCGAAGGACCGCAAAAUGGCGCUGGUGCAGCUGCCGAGCAUCGACGACGCGGUGGCGGCUCUCAUCAAGAUGCACAACUACCAGUUGUCCGAGUCCAACCACCUAAGGGUGUCUUUCUCCAAGUCGAGUAUCUAAGCGGGCGACCAAGCGAGUCUUCAGAAUAUCACACAUUCGGCAGUCGCGUCGCGGACUUCUAGCUGUGCCCAAGAGCCUCUGCCACGACCAUCCAACUCGAUACUGCACACGAGUUAAUUUAUUAUUUUUAAUAAUCAAACUCGGCAAAGACUCGCCCGCACACAGCCAGCGCGAAACCGCGACUGCCGCAAACAUACCUCUCACACAAAUCGAGAAUUUCACUCGACUGAAAAUUAAAAUAUAAUCUGUAUUACGCUUACUCGGAUCAGUCUAGAGAUUAAGUGCUACUCUAUUUUCUUAAUAAAUACGUACGUUUUACUGUUACUGUACAUCUUAUAUCUAAGAACUCGGGGGUUAAAAAGACCACAUCGAAGCCGUUCAUCUAAAAAAUCAAAAUAUUGCAAUUUGACAUUUGCACAUAUAUAAAAGUAAGUCCGCAAUGUAAACAAAUGUCAAAAAGCAAUUAUGCUUUUUAGGUGAAUUACUUUGAUGUGGCCUUCUUAACCCCCCUUGUCAUCAUCACUUUCAAUGGCAGCUAAAUGCUUUAUAUCUUACUUAUUUCAAAACCUUGACCACUUCCCUAACGAAACAGAGAGGAUAACUAAUUUGUGUGAUAUUCAUUCCAAGUUUUAAAUAAAUCAUAUAAUUUUAUUUUUAUAAAUGAAUUGUAAUAAUUUCCAGUGAUUUUAAAUAUUGAUUUCAUGUUAUGUAAUCAAAAUAUCAGAACGUAUAUAUUCUGCAAUUAGAUUGCGCUAGAUUUAUUUUCCUUUGGCAAUUAUUUAUGCAUACAAGAGCAAUGUAAAACAUUGCUUCCAGUUUGAUGGUUGUUACGUGGCAGGCUAUAUUUAAUCCCACAUUUGAAUUUAGAAAACGCAUUGUUAAGGAGAAUUUCUUUGUCACAUAUAAUUUGCAGUUAUUACUAUAAUAUUAUAUUUUAUAAAUAUAUUUUAUGCUCUAUUUUAAUAUGCACAAUUUACUAUUAUUGCAUUUCUUUAUAAGUAAAUAUAGUUUUUGUACGCAUACACAUUUUUCCUUACUUUACGAUUACCUACUGGAAUGUUAUGUUAAGAAAUGUGUAUGUGUGUGCAAUAUUAGUUAUAAAGAUUAUUUUAAUAAUAUAUUUUAGAUAUAACUGUGUUCGUGUCGGCACAGGCCGGCGGUAUAACAGUCUUUACGAUGCUUCCAUACUUGUUUCGUUGAUUAGGAAAAUGUUCAGUUUUUCUUCUUGUUCAGAUCAUAGUUCUUCUCAAUUAGUUAGUGUAAUCACAACUCUACGCUAAGCAUCUAGUUGAUAUUUAUCACUAUUAAACGUUAUGUUCAGUGACAUAAAGUGACAUGAUGCAUUUAUUUCGAUGUUAAUUUAUAUUAAUGGUAGCUACAACAUACAAUAAAUGCUCGUGCAUUAGUUUCACUAAGCAGUUAAUUUUAGGUAAUUAUUUAUUUGCCUCUGGUCGGAGAGCACUGCAUCGCGCGGUGUGGCCAAUAUUAUGAUAACGUAUUUUUUAGAAUAAUUUUCAAUAUAUUACUAGGAUAUUGGCACACUGGUGCCGAUGGACGGCGUGGGCUAUAAAGUAUUAGCGAGAUCUGAUUUGCACUAUGACAUAUAUAAUU
This is a messenger RNA of Pectinophora gossypiella (pink bollworm), 4300 nucleotides long. RefSeq names its product polypyrimidine tract-binding protein 2 (gene heph). Gene Ontology annotation, molecular function: mRNA binding. Bases 992 to 2689 code for a protein of 565 amino acids. The record is from RefSeq and is a predicted model, not a curated record. The transcript is spliced from 18 exons. Gene Ontology annotation, cellular component: nucleus. Gene Ontology annotation, biological process: regulation of RNA splicing; mRNA processing. NCBI's taxonomy places the organism in Eukaryota, Metazoa, Arthropoda, Insecta, Lepidoptera, Gelechiidae.